Molecule: messenger RNA, 1863 nt
Organism: Chanos chanos (milkfish)
Lineage: Eukaryota; Metazoa; Chordata; Actinopteri; Gonorynchiformes; Chanidae
Gene: klhl32
Product: kelch-like family member 32
Exons: 10
Coding region: 1-1863 (620 amino acids)
Molecular function (GO): protein binding
Source: RefSeq, a predicted model, not a curated record
AUGCCCUCAGAGACCCUGCCCAGUACACAGGACAUGCUGACCGGACAGAGGCUGUGCCAGUCCAAAUCUCACCAGGACUCCGUCCUCUCUGCCCUCAACCAGCAGCGCAAGGACGGCCUCCUCUGUGAUGUCACACUGGUUGCUGGGGAACAGAAGUUCCAUGCUCACAAGGCAGUCUUGGCGGCCUGCAGUGAUUACUUCCGGGCUAUGUUCAGUCUGUGUAUGGUGGAGAGUGAGGCUGAUGAAGUGACACUACAGGGAGUAACGUGUGUGGGACUGAAGCACGCCCUAGACUUUGCCUACACUGGUCAGAUCAUGCUGGAGCCCGGGGUGAUCGAGGACGUCCUGUCCGCUGGAAGUCAUCUACAGCUGCUGGACCUGCUUGGUCUUUGCUCACACUACCUCAUACAGGAGUUAAACAGUUUUAAUUACCUGGACCUGUACCGCCUGGCUGACCUCUUCCACCUGCCUGUCCUGGAGGAGGCUGUAGUUAAUUUCUUGGUGGAGCACCUGUCUGAGCUGCAGCAAAACAGACAGGAGGAAGUGCUCCUGGUCCCCUAUCGCCUCCUCAGGGAGGUGCUCAAGAGCGACCGACUCACUUCCCUCAACGAGGAGGAGAUCUGGCAGCUGCUGGUUUGCUGGCUGGAACACGACUGCAGAUAUCAGUAUGCCGACGACUUGCUACAGUACGUACGCUACGGCCUGAUGGAGGUCCCGGCGCUACACCGGCUAGCUCGCGGACACCCGCUGAUCCAGUCCAGCGCCGCCGCGGCCGCGCUGGUGGAGGAGGCGCUGGAGUACCACCGCGCCACGUUCGCUCAACCCGUCCGCCAGACGGCUCGCACCAGGCCCCGUUUCCAGUCACUGACGCUCUACAUCGCCGGCGGCCGCAAGCGGGAGGUUAGCCGCGUCAGGGAGCUACGCUAUUUCAACCCGGCGGCACAGGAGCAAGUCCGCGUGGCCGGCGGCUCCAACUGGAGCGAGUUGGCGCCCAUGCCCGCCGGGCGAAGCCACCACUGUGUGGCGGUCAUGGGUAACUUUUUGUUUGUGGCGGGCGGAGAGGUGGAGCACGCCACCGGGAGGACGUGCGCGGUACGUAGCGCUUGCCGCUACGACCCGCGAGGUAACCGUUGGACCGACAUAGCGCCGAUGAAAGCCUGCAGAGAACAUUUCGUUCUCGGGGCACUGGGUCAGUUUCUCUACGCCGUCGGAGGGCGAAACGAACUUCAUCAAGUCCUGCCUAGCGUGGAACGCUACUGCCCCAAGAGAAACAAAUGGACGUUCGUGCAGUCUUUUGACCGCUCACUUUCCUGCCAUGCCGGCUGCGUUGCCGACGGUCUACUCUGGGUGUCAGGUGGUGUCACAAACACGGCUCAGUAUCAAAACAGGCUGAUGGUGUACGAUCCAGUCCAGAAUCAGUGGCUUGCCCGUAGUCCAAUGAUUCAGAGGAGAGUCUAUCAUGUGAUGGCGGCUGUGAGGAGACAGCUGUACGUGUUAGGUGGAAACGACCUGGACUUUAACAACGAUCGAAUCCUGGUUCGACACAUCGACUCGUACGACAUCGACAUGGACCAGUGGACCCGCUGCACCUUCAGUCUCCUCACCGGCCAGAAUGAAGCAGGCGUAGCCGUGCACGACGAUCGGAUUUAUGUUGUCGGGGGAUACUCAAUCUGGACCAAUGAACCGUUGGCUUGUAUUCAGGUCUUGGACGUGAGCGUGAGGGGAAAAGAGGAGGUGUUUUACGGACCGACGUUACCGUUUGCUUCCAACGGCAUAGCGGCGUGUUUCCUACCCGCUCCUUAUUUCACCUGCCCCAACCUACAAACUUUACAAGUGCCCCAUCACAGGAUAGGGGCCCUUUAA